ACACCAUACGUGUAAUUCUGCCUUCGUCGACGUAGCAUUUUUAAAACCCGAUCGAAAUCGCAUUUAGCUAGAUUAAUUUAAGUAAAUACAAACCACAAACCAUACAGUCGCAACCAUGGGCGUCGCAAGCAUGCUGCAAAUCGAUGAAAUGCUGGGCGAUUUCAACAGAAUGAACAAGCGUCAGUCCCUGUAUCAGGUGCUGAGCUUCGCCAUGAUCGUCUCGUCGGCCCUGAUGAUCUGGAAAGGCCUGAUGGUGGCCACCGGCAGCGAAUCGCCCAUUGUGGUGGUGCUCAGUGGCAGCAUGGAGCCGGCGUUUCAUCGUGGGGACCUGCUCUUCCUCACCAACUACAAGGAGGACCCUGUGCGCGUCGGCGAGAUCGUUGUGUUCAAGGUAGAGGGCAGAGACAUUCCAAUAGUGCAUCGCGUGAUCAAGCUGCAUGAGAAAGAGGAUGGCAGCGUCAAGUUCCUGACCAAGGGUGACAACAACAAUGUGGACGACCGAGGCCUGUACGCGCCCAACCAGCUCUGGCUGACCAAAAAGGACAUUGUGGGCAGGGCCAGGGGCUUCCUGCCCUACGUGGGCAUCAUCACCAUCUUCAUGAACGAGUAUCCCAAGGUUAAAUGGGCCAUUCUCUCAAUACUGGCAAUAUUCGUGCUGCUGCAUCGAGAGUAGAGGAGGCGCGUUUAUUUAUAGGUACAAU
Messenger RNA from Drosophila subobscura, 701 nucleotides. RefSeq names its product signal peptidase complex catalytic subunit SEC11A (gene twr). The transcript has 4 exons. NCBI's taxonomy places the organism in Eukaryota, Metazoa, Arthropoda, Insecta, Diptera, Drosophilidae. Gene Ontology annotation, cellular component: membrane; signal peptidase complex. The coding region runs from base 116 to 673 and encodes 185 amino acids. The record is from RefSeq and is a predicted model, not a curated record. Gene Ontology annotation, molecular function: serine-type endopeptidase activity.